Messenger RNA from Dendroctonus ponderosae (mountain pine beetle), 1369 nucleotides. RefSeq names its product DNA repair protein RAD51 homolog 1 (gene spn-A). Lineage: Eukaryota; Metazoa; Arthropoda; Insecta; Coleoptera; Curculionidae. Gene Ontology annotation, molecular function: ATP hydrolysis activity; single-stranded DNA binding; DNA strand exchange activity. The record is from RefSeq and is a predicted model, not a curated record. The transcript has 6 exons. Gene Ontology annotation, biological process: DNA recombinase assembly; mitotic recombination; reciprocal meiotic recombination. Bases 149 to 1165 code for a protein of 338 amino acids. Gene Ontology annotation, cellular component: condensed nuclear chromosome.
AAGACGUGACAACUAAGACAAAACGCAAACUUCAAACAAAAAUAUUGACGUUUUGAAUUCAGUCGCUGCAUUUCGACAGUGAAAAAACGUUAAAAUACCGAUAGUGGAAUAAGCCACAGUUGAUAGUCAUUCUACACAACCUUCCACGAUGAGUAUCAGUGCAGCAUCGACCCCAACCGUUAAGGAGGAUGACAUGGAAGAAUGUGGGCCCCAACCGAUUGCCAGGCUAGAGGGUAAUGGUAUCAAUGCCGGCGAUAUCAAGAAGCUGGAGGAAGCUGGCUAUCACACAGUUGAAUCUGUGGCUUUCGCUCCGAAGAAAUACCUGCUCUCAAUCAAGGGCAUCUCGGAACAGAAGGCAGAUAAAAUUCAUAGUGAAGUGUCCAAGUUGGUGCCCAUGGGCUUUACAACCGCCACAGAGUUCCAUCAGAAACGUGCUGACAUGAUUUGUGUCUCAACGGGCUCCAAGGAACUGGACAGGCUUCUUGGAGGAGGCAUUGAGACAGGCUCAAUCACCGAACUGUUUGGGGAAUUUCGAACAGGAAAAACGCAAAUUUGCCACACUUUAGCAGUAACCUGCCAAUUACCUACGGAUUGUGGAGGAGCUGAAGGAAAAUGCCUGUACAUAGACACCGAAGGGACGUUUAGGCCGGAAAGGUUACUUGCUGUAGCUGAGCGCUUUAAAAUGGAGCCCCAGACUGUUUUAGAUAAUGUCGCGUAUGCACGAGCUUACAAUACUGACCAUCAAACCCAACUGCUCCUGCAUGCCAGCGCCAUGAUGGCAGAAUCAAGGUAUGCUCUAUUAGUGGUGGACAGUGCAAUGGCUCUGUACAGAUCCGAGUACUCCGGAAGGGGUGAACUAGCUGCCAGACAAAUGCAUUUAUCCAGAUUUCUGAGAAUGUUGCUCAGAUUGGCUGAUGAGUUUGGUGUUGCUGUUGUUAUAACAAACCAAGUCGUGGCCCAGGUGGAUGGGGCUGCAAUGUUUAACGCUGACCCCAAAAAGCCUAUUGGAGGCCACAUAAUGGCUCACUCAUCCACAACUCGAUUGUAUUUAAGAAAAGGUCGCAAUGAAACCAGAAUGUGCAAAAUUUACGACUCGCCUUGUCUGCCUGAAGCUGAAGCGAUGUUUGCGAUAAAUCCCGAUGGCGUUGGCGAUGCUAAGGAAUAAGAAAAUGUGUGGACUAAGUAGUUAAGGCGGAAUUAUCGUUAUUUUUGAGAUAGGAAUUGUUUCAAGUUCCAUAAGAAGUGGCUUUAUGAAGCAAAUUAAUUUAAAUUUAGGUUAACUGGAGUAAAUAUUUAAUAGAAAUAGAAAACGACACUAAUUUGAGCUGGUGCACUGUAAUAGGACAAAUAAAUCAAUUGUUUUACGACA